AUGGCACCGAGCAACUCCGUCAAAGACCUCGUUCCUCUUAUGGGAUCUGAUGCCAAAAUCCCUCGCAUAGGAUACGGUGUCUAUAGGUCCAAUGAUUGUAAAGCGGCUGUCCUUGCCGCACUUUCCACCGGUUAUAGGCACAUAGACACUGCUCAGUUCUAUAAAAAUGAGGCUGAUGUCGGAGAAGCAAUCAAGUCAUCCGGGAUUCCCAGAAAAGAACUUUAUAUCGUCACAAAAAUUCAACAACCCGUCGAAAACAGUGUUGAGAGAACACUAGAAAGCAUUAGAGAAAGCGUCCAAAGGAUCGAUUCUGGUGAAGGCGAUAGAAAAGGAUAUGUGGAUCUCUUUCUUGUUCAUACACCCGCUAGCGGGAGAGAAGGCCGUGAGAUUCUCUGGAGAGCCCUUGAGCUACUGAAAAAGGAAGGGGGUACCAUCGACAUUGGCGUCAGCAAUUAUGGCACAGAACACCUUUUCCAGAUGGAAACUUAUGCCUCUAUCACACCUGUGUGCAACCAAAUAGAAGUCCAUCCUUUCUGCCAGCAAAAGGAAGUUAUCAGUCUUUGUAAAUCAAAGGGUAUGGUUAUCACUGCGUAUGCACCCAUCGUGCGGAACAGACGAUCAGACGACCCAGUCUUAAUCACAAUAGGCCAUAACCACGGCAGACAUCCAACGCAGGUUAUGAUCAAAUGGAGUUUGCAGAAGGGAUACCUCCCACUUCCCAAGAGUGACAACCCUGAAAGAAUGAAAGCGAAUAUGGAUAUGGAGGGUUGGGAGCUCUCGGAGGAAGAUAUGACCAAAAUCGAACAGCUUGACGAGGGCCAGGAUGGUGCCAUCUGCCCGUAUCCCCUGAACUGCCCGUAA
Molecule: messenger RNA, 861 nt
Organism: Orbilia oligospora ATCC 24927
Lineage: Eukaryota; Fungi; Ascomycota; Orbiliomycetes; Orbiliales; Orbiliaceae
Exons: 2
Coding region: 1-861 (286 amino acids)
Molecular function (GO): oxidoreductase activity
Source: RefSeq, a predicted model, not a curated record